Messenger RNA from Fusarium subglutinans, 2304 nucleotides. RefSeq lists its product as uncharacterized. Lineage: Eukaryota; Fungi; Ascomycota; Sordariomycetes; Hypocreales; Nectriaceae. The transcript is spliced from 6 exons. The record is from RefSeq and is a predicted model, not a curated record. The coding region runs from base 1 to 2304 and encodes 767 amino acids.
AUGACAGAUCCUAAGCGCGGUAACUACGAGGACAUCAACCAGAAAUUAUGGUACCGAAGGUUCAUACGGGGUAUCAAUCCUGCUACAAAAGAGCCAUACCCUGACAAGGACUCUCCGGCCACUGAAGACCAGCUCAAGAAUGACUUCGUGGACUACUGGGGCAAACGCUUGCAGUCCGAUAUUGCCUUUCGCAAGCACAAUACUUACAAUGAGCUGAUGACACAGUUUUGGGAGGAUCCCGAUAUUGUUUUGCAGACAUAUGCUGUUGCAGAUGGUCAAACUGUCCCACGAGACAAGCAGAAGGACUGGUUUCGCUCCGACCUGCGCUUCAUCUCUGUCAUCUUCCCCGCCGAUGCAAAGCACAGCAGAAAGUCCAAGGCACCUAUUGCAUCCGUGGGAUGGGCGCCAUGGUUUGUCCUAAUCGCAGCAUCAUCCGCCAUCCACUCUGAGAAGGACAUCCUCCACAUCAUGAGUUGGUCUGUUGACGAUGGCCAAUUCAGAUACUAUGCCCGUGACCUCAUUAUGAAUGAUGAGGCAACAGGUCAGCACGGCUGGGUAUAUCUCUGCUCUUCAAUGGAUGCAUUCGAUGCUCCCGGCAAGGCUUACCUUGGUCCUCUGAACGGUCAUGUAAACGGAGGCAUAGUCAUGAAAGAAAUUCACAAACCAUGGAUGCAUUGGCUCGUGGGCGGUCGAGGUGUGACGGAUCUUCUCAGCCUUGAGCUUGCUAAAGAGCUCAUGGAGGUCCCCUGGCUUACCCAUCCUGGCCUUCCUCCGCUUUAUGGUGCAAGUGUGGGGUCUGGCGAGACUUUCGAGAGAAUCGUUCUUGACUCUGUCAGAGUCUGGUUUGCCAGUCGGUGCCGCAAGGACUUCAUGACUGCCAAAGGAGAGACAGAGAAGUGCCCCCGCAACAUCCAGCGUUGGGCAGCUCACUUUUUCCUUACCACUAACAUCAACAUCGCUGCCACUUCCAACAUUGCUGAUUAUGUCCAUAAAGCCAAUAUUGUGCCUUCCGAUCACUUCUUCAACUAUGAAAUGCUCAGAGGAAACAUGCACGACAAAAAGUGGCUGGCGGCUCAUAUCCUUGAAGAACCACCAGCUGCGUUGACAGAAUGGAACAAAGGUCAGUUUGGAGAAGCCGAGCAUCUGUACUACACCCAGGAAAAGUGGUUCAAAUCAUACUCUAUCGGUUCCUUUAGGUACGAUGCAUUAACAUAUCUCUGGGCGUCGCGUGAGCUGAAACUCUGCACCCUACAAGAGGUGGUAAACGCAAAAGAUGCACAACUCAUCGUCCCCGCAAAGACCCUUGCAGGUGGCAUCUUCAUGGGGACCCUCGAGAAUGGCAGACAGAACAUUGACGGGGGACACGAGGUGAACUUUGCCGUUCAGCAAUGGGGUGAGGGUGACAACCCUUGGGUCAUCCUUCAAAGCUCUGUUGAUGAUGCCCACGGUGUUUGGACAGCUCAGAAAAUGUUCUUGGGAGACGACAGGAAUGCGGCACGGUGCCAACUCUUCUCGGAAAAGACCUUCAAUGCUCUUCAAAUGGUCGACUUUUGGAACCCGAUCUACUCUUGGCGACGUCUAAAGUUGAUGCAGUACAUCCCUGUGGCGGCCGAGCUCGUGGAGACUCCUACCAAGGACCCAGUCAGCGGUGAAGACGUCUACACGUAUGAUCUCGAGAAGAACUUCAUUGACGCGGUCAGGAAGAGGGUAAGUGGACUAGGCGAGCUGAAGAACUUGAAGGAGGAAUGGCCAGAGGCUGAGUUUCUUCUGAACUUGGAGAAGCCACUCAUCGAGCAUCAGAUUCGCAUUAAAGCCUAUACCAGCAGCGCUGCCGAUAAUCUCGGGGAUUCGGCCGGGAUUCUCAAUUAUCUCAAGCUCGCCGAGUCGCGACGCCGCAUGUUCCGUCCCAUGCCGAUGAACUUCUUUGGAAGCAACAUUCCAUACUGUCUUGCCAUGCCAACAGAUCAUCCAUGGCUAGAGAUGACUGAAGAAGCUACUGUGCAAAACAUCCCCGACAGAGGCCGCGAGGUGCUUAAGGGCUGGUUGCAAACGCUGGCUGGUGCCGAUCCCAAAGUUAUUCCCCACUACAAAGAGCUACAUGAGAUCAAUGAUAUGAUCAAGGAUAACGUCAAACAUGGUGAGGUGGGAUUGCCGGUUAGCUUAUUGCCAAAGCCGUCGACGAUGAGAAUGGCUUGUCAGCGCUUUAUCGCAGUGACGAACCCCGAGACUUCGGAGAGGCCUCAUAGCUGUCCGUUCCUAGCAGGGGAGCAUCUGGCUUCGGCCCAUACAGCGGUUGAGGCCUGA